ACUAGUUGCAGUCUGGAAGUGCAUCGGAGCAGUUAUUCAAUGUGCUUAGUGGUAAUUGAUCUCAAUUGAAGUGGCUUUGCAUUUAGAUUGUGCUCAAUUAAAGAAGAAAACAAAGAAAGUGUGUGGUGAAUAUUGACCUGAUCUUGUAAAAUAAAAUGCCGGUUCAAAUUAAGAAUGUACUUGUAUGCGAUGCCGUCGAUAAUUCAUGCGUCAAGUUACUCCAGGAUCAUGGAAUUCAUGUUGAUUACAAGCUAAAACUUAGCAAAGAUCAACUGGUGAAGGAAGUUAAGGGCUAUGACGCACUCAUCGUACGGUCGGACACCAAAAUAACGGCCGAAAUACUGGAUGCUGGUGCGGGUCGACUGAAGGCCGUGGGACGCGCCGGUGCUGGAGUCGAUAACAUUGACAUCGAGGCCGCAACGAGAAAUAAUGUUUUGGUUUUAAACACACCCGGUGGAAAUUCAAUCUCGGCAUGCGAAUUGACAUGUUUCCUAAUUGGAGCGUUGGCACGACCCAUCUGUCCGGCGGCUGGUAGCAUGAAGGAGGGUCGUUGGGACCGUAAGCUAUAUUCCGGGUCCGAGCUCUACGGUAAGACACUUGCAAUCCUGGGCCUCGGGCGGAUUGGACGUGAGGUUGGCACGAGGAUGAAGGCAUUCGGAAUGCGCAUCAUAGGAUUUGAUCCGAUUACCACGGCGGAGGAAGCUGCAGCCGCCGGUAUCGAGAAGAUGGAGCUGGAGCAGAUUUGGCCGCUUGCUGAUUAUAUUACCGUGCACACUCCGCUGAUUCCGGCAACGAGAAAUCUAAUUUCAUCGACCACGUUGGCCAAGUGCCGCAACGGCGUCAAGGUAGUGAAUGUGGCACGUGGCGGCAUUGUGGACGAAGCCGCAUUAUUCGAUGCACUGGAGAGUGGGAAAUGCGGCGGAGCUGCAGUUGAUGUGUAUCCAGAAGAACCACCGAAAUCAGACACCACUAAAAAACUCAUCAAUCAUGCGAAGGUCGUCGCUACACCACAUCUGGGCGCAAGUACGUCAGAAGCCCAGGUGCGCGUCGCGGUCGAAGUAGCAGAGCAGUUUAUAGCACUGACGGGCACGUCGAAGCAGUAUACACAGUAUGCCGGUGUCGUCAACCGGGAAAUAUUGAAGAAUGUCUUUUGAAUCAAAUUGAAGCAGAUAAUUUUGUUAACUUCAAUAAAAGCAACAGUUGACUAAUAAUCGAUGUUUCUAAUUUUGUCAUAAUUCAAUAA
Sabethes cyaneus is the source of this 1243-nucleotide messenger RNA. RefSeq names its product D-3-phosphoglycerate dehydrogenase. The record is from RefSeq and is a predicted model, not a curated record. Lineage: Eukaryota; Metazoa; Arthropoda; Insecta; Diptera; Culicidae. Gene Ontology annotation, molecular function: NAD binding; phosphoglycerate dehydrogenase activity. The transcript is spliced from 6 exons. The coding region runs from base 156 to 1154 and encodes 332 amino acids.